Nematostella vectensis (starlet sea anemone) is the source of this 2504-nucleotide messenger RNA. RefSeq names its product NAD(P)-specific glutamate dehydrogenase. The record is from RefSeq and is a predicted model, not a curated record. The transcript has 2 exons. Bases 132 to 1592 code for a protein of 486 amino acids. Lineage: Eukaryota; Metazoa; Cnidaria; Anthozoa; Actiniaria; Edwardsiidae. Gene Ontology annotation, cellular component: cytosol. Gene Ontology annotation, molecular function: L-glutamate dehydrogenase (NADP+) activity.
UCUCGGUCCAAGACACGUCCCUCAGCCCGCCUCUCGUAUUCAAUGCCACUUGGGUUUCGAAGACUGGCUAUAAAAACCUCGCCGGAAAAUAGCUUUUAUUUGGAUUUUUCCGUAUAAUUUCCUUGUCUAAGAUGUUUCGCGUUCUAAGUCGUGGGCUAGGGCUCGCUGGUCGAGUGUCGUCGAGGUAUAUUUCUACCACGAUUCCUAUUUCAGCACAAGCGACCUCGAAAAUAUCCGACUCAGCUGGCCAAUACAAAAGCCCAGAGGAUUUCUUAGAGACUGUGCGCCGCAAGAAUCCAGGAGAAGCUGAAUUUCUUCAGGCUGUCCAGGAAGUUGUUGACUCCAUCUGGCCUUACCUACAAGAGCACCCUGAAUACUUUAAUGCCAACAUCCUGGACAGGAUUGUUGAGCCAGAAAGGGUAGUAAUAUUCCGUGUCCCAUGGAGGGAUGACAGCAACAACAUCAGAGUUAACAGAGGCUUCCGAGUAGAGUUCAACUCUACUAUCGGCCCAUACAAAGGUGGCCUUCGAUUUCAUCCAACUGUAAACCUGGGAAUUCUCAAGUUUUUAGGUUUUGAGCAAGUUCUGAAAAACAGCUUGACAACACUUCCACUUGGUGGAGGCAAGGGUGGGUCUGACUUUGACCCAAAAGGGAAGUCAGACCAUGAAGUGAUGAGCUUCUGCCAGUCAUUCAUGACUGAACUUCAACGCCACAUUGGCCCAAACACAGAUGUGCCAGCUGGGGAUAUAGGAGUUGGUGGCAGGGAGAUUGGCUUCUUGUUUGGGCAGUACAAGCGGAUACGUAAUGAAUUCACUGGAGUACUGACAGGAAAGUCUGCACUCUGGGGAGGUAGCCUCCUAAGACCAGAAGCUACUGGAUAUGGUUUGGUCUAUUUCACAGCAGAAAUGCUGGCCACAAAAGGUGAUAGCUUGAAGGGAAAGAACGUCACUGUCUCUGGGUCUGGGAACGUGGCCCAGUUUGCCACAGAGAAGGUCACACAGCUUGGAGGCAAGGUCGUGUCACUGUCUGAUUCCUCAGGUACCGUGUACGACCCUGAUGGUAUAACCAAGGAAAAGCUUGCCUUCAUCACCAACCUGAAGAAUGUAAAGCGGGGGCGCAUCAGUGAGUAUGCCACUAAGUAUGGUGUGGAAUUCCAUGAGGGCAAGCGGCCAUGGUUCCUCAAGUGUGAUGUUGCAUUGCCCUGCGCCACACAAAAUGAGGUCAACAAAGAAGAUGCAGAAAUGCUGGUCGCCAAUGGAUGCUUCUGCGUAGCGGAGGGUGCCAACAUGCCAUCAGAGCCUUCGGCUAUCGAGGUCUUCCAGAAGGCCAAGAUCCUCUAUGGGCCAGGCAAGGCAUCUAAUGCAGGGGGCGUGGCUGUGUCCGGUCUAGAGAUGAGUCAGAAUAGUCUGCGCAGCUCCUGGAGCCGAGAGGGAGUGGAUGAGCGUCUGCACGACAUCAUGGAGAACAUCCAUGGCACGUGCGUACAGUAUGGUACCUCCCCUGACGGCGACUAUGUGGACUAUGUCAAGGGGGCGAAUGUGGGAGGUUUUAUCAAAAUCGCACAAUCCAUGGUCGAGCAAGGCGUCGUUUGAUGUUCAAGUGCAAAGAGAUAAACAUAGCUUUAGUAUUAACCAAUUUCCAUAACCUUGAGGUAGACAAAGAUGCAUAGAAUUUGAGUUUUAAGUUUUAGGUCUUUUCCAAUUUCUCAAAAUAGACACCAAACUAAAGCACAUACUGUUAUGCGUGAUAUGAUUCGACGAACUGUGGAUAUUUUUGUCGAUCCAUAUAGAUGAUAGAUAUCUCUAGAUUUUUGUUUGCUCACAAGAGGACCUUCAGUAUAUUCUCCAGCGGACCAUACUGGAGGCUCAAGACCUUUCACUGUAGCACUAGUCUGCAACACAGCCGUGCUGACCUCUGUAACACAAAGGCCUUACUGAGCACAAUCCCUUUGUGGAACAGGUCUUGGCGUCUACAUGAGAGCUAGUGGCAGUUUAUACCGAAAUCCUUCCCACAUUUGAUAGGAGUUAUGGACAAGAAUAAGUGUGCUGUGUUUUUUUUCUUCGGUCGCCAAGAUCAGCCUAGGCAUGUACAGUGGCUGUUUCAAGGACGGCUGUUGAAUUAAACCACCCUUUCGAGGCAGAAUGUUGGUCCUUAGAGGCAGACAUUCAAGGCUUUGGGAUACUUUGGUAAUUUUUUUAUAAAGUGAACCUUUCUUUAGAAAAUCCUAGAUCCUCAACUGAUACAGUGGGUUUUUGAGAGCGAUCGAAAAGUAAGCUGGUGUAUGCGGUGGUCUUUUGUUACGAUAAAGUUCUAGCUUUAGAUUUGGUUUUGUAGUAAAACUAAAAAAGUAGGUAGUGUAUUAGUUUUGUUAUAAAAAAAUCAUUUUCCUUAAAAAGUCUUAUUUUGUCUAAUGUCUAAGUAUAAUGUAAUGAAACUAUAUAAACAUAUAAAAUAUGUAAGUGAAUAAUGCGAAAAAAAAGUAAAGUAAAUCGAGGUUUACCAAA